AUGAAUAAUCGAAGCAACACGUCAUUCCUCUUUCCUACGACCAAUGCAGUUAACUUGCAGUAUUUUCUAAUGAUGUUGGGUACUCUUGUUGUAGUCGUCAACUUCUUUUCGGCUGCUGCUUUACUUCGUUGCAAAAACAUGGAAGCAAAACUGAGACAGUUCGCCGUAUGUCUGACAGUGAUUGAUAUUUGUGUUGGCUUUCAUCUUAUAUUCAUGGUGGUUAAUUACGCUAAUAAUCUCAUGCAGAACAAAGUGUCCUGCUAUAUUGUCUUGAUGAUGCCCCGGUUCACAGCAUACGUAGGCAUGUUCACCACAACUGCCUUUGCGAUAGACAGAUUUGCUAGUAUAUACCAUUGGCACAGCUCAUAUGCCACAAAGAAGAAAACCAAGGCAUUCUGUAUCGCAGUGUGGCUUAUAUCCCCUGUUAUUACAAUAAUGUCAUUCCUUGGAAAAAGCUACGGAUGUAUCUCACAGGACCAGAUAGAUCAUGAUCGUGAAACCAACGCUCUCUUUAUGAUAAUCCCGAUGACAAUAUGUUUUGUUGUCAUUUCCUUGUGUUAUGCUGCGGUGUAUAUUAAUAUUAGAAAACAUUUAAAGAAAACAAAAGACCUAGGAGUAAGUAUGAAAGAGUACACUUUGACAAUGUUUCAAUCUACUGUUGUAAUCGGUGUGGUCAUCCUUUCCUACUUUGUGUGCUAUGGUCCCAUCUGCAUCCUGAAGAUAUACAAUUACGUUGAUCCAGAUACCAUUGUCGCUACUCGCACUCUCAGGAACGUGACGCAGGUCAUUUAUGUUAUGAACAGCUUAAUUGAUCCAGUUAUCUACUCUGUUCGAUUCAAAGAAUGUCGUCUGGAACUGAAGAAAAUAUUUUGCUAUUUCAGUAAAAGCACAAGAAAAGAUAUUCUUUACAAGAAGAAGAUAAUGCAAGCACCUUUUCUUGAAAAUGGGACGAGAAAAAUCUCACAUUCGCCAAAACCGGAACAUCGUGUCGUGGAAUCCUCUAAUGACGACUUUAUACCAGCUAAUGUGUCUUCUGAAGAAAUACAUUGUGUCAAAUUCACUGUCCCGCCAUUAUCUCUUGAUACUUCUAUCUAUGACAUUCGGUGUUUUGUUGUUUCUGUCGGCCUGUUCUGUGUUCAAAAUGUAAUACCACGGCGUCUCAACCCAACAACAUAUUGGCAUAAUCCCGACGUAUCCUGUGAAAAAAGUGUAAAGAAAGAUGUCCUUGACGUCAGCGGUUCGAAUUUGGGACAUCAAAUUGAUUAUAUGUGUGCUGAAGUUACCAACAUUCAAGAUUCUCUGUCUGCCUCCAACUCCAAUAUUCUCUCAAACCAGGUUUCAUUUCACCCGUCCGUUCCGGAGUCCAGUCGCACAAUGUCCUUUGCUCAAGAUUUUGAUUUCGUCCUUAAUUCAACCGUCACGUCAAGCCAGGCUUAA
Messenger RNA from Ylistrum balloti, 1437 nucleotides. RefSeq names its product melanocortin receptor 5-like. Gene Ontology annotation, cellular component: membrane. Gene Ontology annotation, molecular function: G protein-coupled receptor activity. Lineage: Eukaryota; Metazoa; Mollusca; Bivalvia; Pectinida; Pectinidae. Bases 1 to 1437 code for a protein of 478 amino acids. The record is from RefSeq and is a predicted model, not a curated record. Gene Ontology annotation, biological process: G protein-coupled receptor signaling pathway. The transcript has a single exon.